AUGCCGACAACAAAAUCCCCAGCCGCAAACCCAACCAUCACACCCGACCCAUCUCAGAACGGCUCCACUAUCCGCAAAGCCUUUCUCCUCGAAGCCUUCGCCAACCUCUUCACCAUCCCGCUGAUAACAAACACGCGCUGGACGCUCUCCCUGCUCCUCAACAAUCCCUCCCGCGAUAUCAAUCCUACUUCGGUCCUGUUUGCUCGUCUGUGCGGAGGCCUGAUCGUAGGCGGCUUAACAUCCGCUUUACUCGCCGGCGCAACCAAUACGCGCAAUGGGAUCGAGAGCCGACGACCUACAUACAUGCUCUUGGGGCUUGGGGAGGCGGCUUUGAUCCCAAUGAUCGUGUUGGAUCUGUUGGAGGGAGGGGGGCCGGGUGCGGCGCUGAGUAAGAAGGUUGCUGCUGUCAGUGUGGCGUGUUUGGUGCCGCCGCUUUUGUGGAGGUUGUACGUACUUUUCGUGAGGCCGGAUUUGCUCGGUCGGUACACGGAGGAGAAGACGGGUAACGGUGGUGCGAGGAGGAGAGACGGAUAUGGUACUAUUAAUACCCGGGAAGACUGA
Alternaria hordeiaustralica is the source of this 561-nucleotide messenger RNA. RefSeq lists its product as uncharacterized. The transcript is spliced from 2 exons. The coding region runs from base 1 to 561 and encodes 186 amino acids. NCBI's taxonomy places the organism in Eukaryota, Fungi, Ascomycota, Dothideomycetes, Pleosporales, Pleosporaceae. The record is from RefSeq and is a predicted model, not a curated record.